AUUUCCCACUACCCCACUCUCCAGCAACCAAAAAGACGCAAACAUGGCAACCAAUUUCGCCAACAGCGGCGAGGUUUCCGGUCACGUCUGUAACGACGGCGGAGCUGAGGGCUCUCAGCCGUGCAUCAAAAGCAUGGUGGACGAAGGCAGUGUGGAGAGCCAUAGGUUUUACUUGGCACGCAAGACUGUUUGGGAAAUGCUCAAAGACCGAGGCUAUAAUGUGGCUGACUCGGAGUUAACUCGAUCAAUCACUGAGUUCCGUUCCGUUUUUGGAGACCAACCUGACCUUGAACGUCUCCGUAUAUCUGUUUCCCUGCGUUCGAACCCUUCCAAAAAGAUCCUGGUUGUCUUCAUGGGAACAAAUGAUAUCAGAAAAGCAACGGUUUGUGCUCUUAAAGGUCAGAUUCUCAAUGAAAGCUUAAGUGGGCUGAUACUGAUCCUGCAGAGCAAAAUGAACUCCUUUGCUCUAAAAGAACUGAAGAAUUUUCCAUUUAAAGUGGAGCUUUUCAAAAUUGCUGACCUGUAUGUUAAUAUAACAAAGCACUUCUUGAUGCCAAAGCAUGAGGUGCUGACUGCUGAAGAAAAACAAAAGUUGUUGAAGAAGUACCAGUUGGAAGAUAAGCAGCUGCCCCAGAUGCUACAAACUGACCCAAUUGCUCGAUACUAUGGACUGGAGAAAGGACAAGUGGUGAAGGUUACUUACAGUGAGGAAUUUGUUCAAUUCCAUGAACAAUACCGUUGUGUUGUUUGAUGCUAAUCUUUGUUGAUUAACCCUUUUAAAGUGAUACCAUUAUGGGAAACUCAGUCGCACUUUCUGUAAGUGGCUUAGCUGUAGUCUGUGUAAGUUGCAGAAGUUGACUAUGACAUCUAUGUAUGUAUUUAAUCUUUUGGCUUGUCUAGCUGACAUUUUGUAACUUUGGUCCUGGCAGAUUGGUCUUUGCCAUUGUUAUCGACCACUCCCUGUCAGUUUCAUUUGUUGCAUUACUGAUUU
Messenger RNA from Theobroma cacao (cacao), 991 nucleotides. RefSeq names its product RNA polymerase II fifth largest subunit, E (gene RPB5E). Gene Ontology annotation, biological process: tRNA transcription by RNA polymerase III; transcription by RNA polymerase II; transcription elongation by RNA polymerase I. Gene Ontology annotation, molecular function: DNA binding. Lineage: Eukaryota; Viridiplantae; Streptophyta; Magnoliopsida; Malvales; Malvaceae. The record is from RefSeq and is a predicted model, not a curated record.